AUGUCAAGAAGAGGCUUACGAGAUGAAGAAAUCGAACGAUUAUUGUGUGAAAUUCCAUCAGACGAGGAUUCCACUGUUGACACCACAGAUGACGAAUCUGAUUAUGAAGCAAGCAUUGUUGCGGAGGCUAUUGUGUCGUCUGAAGGCGAAGUUUCAGAGAGCGAGGAAGAAAGUGAGUCCACUCCGCCAAAACGCGCUGCUGACACAGCGCCAACUUGGGGACAACAAUUCAAUGCUACCUCAGGAAUGCAGUUCGACAGUGAAUCAGGACCAAGUGCUUUUAUUAGGGACAUUGAUGAUCCAGAACCUAUCGAUAUAUUCGAAAAAAUAUUUCCAAAAGAGCUAGUUCAGCUAAUCGUUUUCCAAACAAAUUUAUAUGCGACGCAAUCUGGCAAGUCUUUCACUCCAACAACUGACAAUGAAAUACGAACUUUCCUGGGAAUCAACAUUUUGAUGGGUAUAAAGCGUAUGCCAGCAUACAGAGACUACUGGUCUAGUGCCCCAGAACUUCAUGAUCGUUAUAUUGCAUCUCUGAUGGCAGUAAAUCGGUUUGGAUGGUUACUGAGGAACAUUCAUCUGAAUGAUAACACAUUGCAUCCAGAAAAAGGACACCCAGGUUAUGACAAACUGUACAAGCUGCGACCAGUGAUCAAGAUACUAUCUGAAUCUUUUUCCAAGUGUUACCAACCCAGCAAACACCUAGCAAUUGAUGAGUCAAUGAUCAAAUUCAAAGGCCGCAACAGUAUGAAACAAUACAUGAGAGAUAAACCCAUAAAGCGUGGUUACAAAGUGUGGAUGCUGUGUGACAAGACCUCUUACAACUUGAAAUUUGAUAUUUACACCGGAAAAGAGAUCCUCACCGCCGCCCUGGAGGAAUGGAGCAAUUCCAGGAUGCCACUGUCCCAAUACGACAACAGAGUGAAGAUCCUCUCGUACUUGUGGGGGUUUCUAAACAGGUCUUCGGCGUUCGCCGUCACCGUGCAGGCGCAGUGUGUCAUCAUGUAG
Molecule: messenger RNA, 1005 nt
Organism: Schistocerca americana (American grasshopper)
Lineage: Eukaryota; Metazoa; Arthropoda; Insecta; Orthoptera; Acrididae
Product: piggyBac transposable element-derived protein 4-like
Exons: 2
Coding region: 1-1005 (334 amino acids)
Source: RefSeq, a predicted model, not a curated record